CAAACAAGUCUCAGUCAAAGGUAGCUAUGAGCAAUCAGCGAAAGAGUUCGACGAAUUAGGACCUUCCAAGCCAUCAGCAGGUAUAAAGGUGGAGGGUACACAGCUUCCCAGCAUCAGUUACAGUUUUGUCGUCGCCUUACACUCGCCAAUAUGAAGAUUGCAAUUGUAUUCUUGGCUGUAGUGGCCAUUGCUUUGGCUCGUCCUGAUGAUAAAAUGUACACUACCAAAUACGACAACAUCGAUGUUGAUGGUAUCCUUGCCAGCAAUCGUUUGUUAAAUAAUUACGUAAAUUGUUUGAUGGACAAAGGACCUUGUUCUCCAGAAGGAAAAGAAUUAAAAAGCCUCUUGCCUGAUGCUCUUGAAAGUGAAUGCAAAAAAUGCAGUGAAAAACAGAAAGCUGCAAGUGAAAAAGUUAUUCGAUUCUUAGUCAAUGAGCGUCCUGAAUUAUGGAACAAACUUGCUGGCAAAUAUGAUCCAGAAGGUGUAUACAAGAAGAAGUACGAAAACCAAGCUAAAGCUAGUGGUAUUAAUGUUUAAACAGGAGAAUAAAUGAAAAAAAAUUCAACGAAAGCUAUUAAAUAUUUUUCGGAGUAAAUUAAAUGUUAUUGUGUAUAAAUUUUUGAUGAUUAAUUAUUAAGAAUAUAUCUUAUGUUGCAUGAUAAA
Molecule: messenger RNA, 663 nt
Organism: Chelonus insularis
Lineage: Eukaryota; Metazoa; Arthropoda; Insecta; Hymenoptera; Braconidae
Product: ejaculatory bulb-specific protein 3-like
Exons: 4
Coding region: 151-537 (128 amino acids)
Source: RefSeq, a predicted model, not a curated record